GCCCGGGCGGGCGCUGUGGCGGAGGAGCCGCCGCCAUUUCGGUGUCGCUGCGAGCGGGGCCGGGGCAGCGGCGAUGGAUGCCGGAGCCCGGCCGGGCGGUGGCGGUGCCCCGGGGCAAUCCCGGGAGUACAAACUGGUGAUGCUGGGAGCGGGAGGCGUCGGCAAGAGCGCCAUGACCAUGCAGUUCAUCAGCCACCGGUUCCCAGAGGACCACGAUCCCACCAUUGAGGAUGCCUAUAAAAUCCGGAUCCGCAUCGAUGAUGAACCUGCCAACCUGGAUAUUUUGGAUACAGCAGGACAGGCAGAGUUCACAGCCAUGAGGGAUCAGUACAUGAGGGCUGGAGAGGGUUUCAUCAUCUGCUACUCCAUCACGGACCGGCGCAGCUUCCACGAGGUGCGCGAGUUCAAGCAGCUCAUUUACCGCGUGCGCCGCACCGACGACACCCCCGUGGUGCUGGUGGGCAACAAGUCUGACCUGACCCAGCUGCGCCAGGUGUCCAAGGAGGAGGGCUCAGCCCUGGCACGAGAGUUCAGCUGCCCCUUCUUCGAGACCUCGGCCGCCUUCCGCUACUACAUCGACGACGUGUUCCACGCGCUGGUGCGCGAGAUCCGCCGCAAGGAGAGGGAGGCUGUCAUGGCCCUGGAGAGGAAAUCCAAGCCCAAAAGCAACAUCUGGAAAAGACUCAAAUCCCCCUUUCGUAGAAAGAAGGAUUCAGUCACUUGAAGAAAAAAAGAAUUCUGCCAAGCCAGGACAAAAGCUGUGACCCUCGGCCAGGAUGUGGCACCUGAGAGGGAAUGUGGAACUCUGCCAGUUGUUUUUGUUUAGAACCGUGUUGCCUUCGUUCUGGGGGUUGAACUUCAAGCCCAGUUGUAUUUUGUUGUUGUUUUUUACUGGACCCAGGUGAUGGGUUCAUGACCCUGCACUUUGGAGUGUUUGUCCUUGGAAGCUGAACUGGAGUUCAGCCUCUCUCUCAAUCAGUUUUCUCAGUUGUUUGCACGAGAGGAUUUUGCUUUUUUUGAGAGAGGUGAUCACAAAGUGACUUCAUGUGCCCUCAUGGAAUAAAUUCCUUUCCAAGGAAAACUGAGGUGGAAUACUUGUGUACAAGUUGAUCCCAGUGAUCAGCAGUGCUGUAGGUGGGAUGGAAACAAACCAGUUGACCAGAAACCAACCAGAUUUUACAGCAGUUUUGGCAUCAGGUGCCUGGUGCUCCUCUGGAUUUUGCUGUUUAACAACAGGACAGGUCACAGCUGGGUGACUCAGAUGUUCUCUGAACCAAGUGCCUGGAAUCCUUCAGUGUGAGAGUGGAAAGAGCUGAUUUCACUUAAGUGAUCACUUAAGUGAUUUUCCUGUGCCAUCCAAACUGAAAACCCAGUGUAAAAGGAUUGGAAAAACAGUGAAGAUAAAAAUAAAAUACAUAUAUAUAUAUAUAUAUAUA
This is a messenger RNA of Oenanthe melanoleuca, 1436 nucleotides long. RefSeq names its product Ras like without CAAX 1 (gene RIT1). Gene Ontology annotation, biological process: Ras protein signal transduction. Bases 74 to 724 code for a protein of 216 amino acids. The transcript is spliced from 5 exons. The record is from RefSeq and is a predicted model, not a curated record. NCBI's taxonomy places the organism in Eukaryota, Metazoa, Chordata, Aves, Passeriformes, Muscicapidae. Gene Ontology annotation, molecular function: GDP binding; GTP binding; calmodulin binding. Gene Ontology annotation, cellular component: plasma membrane.